Molecule: messenger RNA, 1197 nt
Organism: Arabis nemorensis
Lineage: Eukaryota; Viridiplantae; Streptophyta; Magnoliopsida; Brassicales; Brassicaceae
Source: the annotation of a GenBank genome assembly
AUGUAUUACCACAACCAGCACCAAGGAAAGAGCAUCCUCUCUUCGUCGAGAAUGCCCAUUCCUUCUGAAAAGCAUCCAUUCCUCCGAGGAAAUGGCACAGGGGAUUCUGGACUCAUUCUCUCAACCGAUGCAAAGCCACGACUAAAAUGGACUCCAGAUCUUCAUGAGAGAUUUGUUGAAGCAGUCAACCAGCUUGGAGGAGGAGAUAAAGCUACUCCUAAGACAAUAAUGAAAGUCAUGGGUAUUCCAGGCCUCACUUUAUACCAUCUCAAGAGUCAUCUUCAGAAAUAUAGGCUAAGCAAGAAUCUUAAUGGACAAGCUAACAGCAGUUUAAACAAGACAAGUGUGAUGACCAUGGUAGAAGAAAACACCCCUGAAGCAGAUGAAAGUCACAGCGAAAGUUUAAGCAUUGGACCACAGCAGAGCAUGAACUUGCCCAUAAGUGAUGCACUUCAAAUGCAAAUAGAGGUUCAAAGAAGGCUACACGAGCAACUUGAGGUACAGCGACAUUUGCAGCUCAGAAUCGAGGCUCAAGGAAAGUACCUGCAAGCGAUUCUGGAGAAAGCGCAAGAGACUCUUGGAAGACAGAACGUAGGUGGAGCUGGGAUCGAAGCAACGAAAGCUCAACUCUCAGAACUAGUAUCUAAAGUGUCAUCAGAAUAUCCAGAAUCCAUUUUCCUAGAACCGAAAGAAGUGCAGAAUCUACGCCAUCAACAGAUGCAGACAACUUAUCCACCUAACACCUCUCUGGACAGUUGCCUAACCUCAAGUGAAGGAACUCACAAAGCCCCGAAGAUGCUUGACAAGAGACUGGGAUUAAGAACAUAUAUUGGAGAUUCAACUUCCGAGCAGAAGGAGAUAAUGGAGGAACCAUUCUUCCCUAGAAUGGAGUUAACAUGGGCAGAAGAAGAAAGCCUCAGAGAGAAUAACAACAGGCCAUAUCUUUCCAACAAUGCAGAACCGAGAAGCUCGUCUUCAAGAAGAAGCCCUGGAAGUUUGUCAAUAGGAGUGGGAUUACAUGAACACAAUGGAGGGAAUAGCAACAGUGAGUACACAGAGGAAAGAUUCAACCAGAAUGGCGAAGAUUGCAAGCUUGAAACACGCAGCAGAACAGCGCUAGAUCUUAACACACACGGGGAAAACUACGGCACAACGCGUCCGAAACAGUUUGAUUUGAAUGGUUUCAGCUGGAAUUGA